UUUUGCUUUAGGGGCGAAAACGCGUGUGUGCGGUUCUUGGUGCCUUUGUAGCACGCAAUUAUAAUUUCAUCGCUGAUCAUGAGCGCAGAAGGCAAACUGUUGCAGUUCCAUGAACUGGAAUUGGACCCGCGUAUUCUUAAGGCCAUUGCGGACCUCGGAUGGAAGGAACCGACGCUUAUACAGUCGACGGCAAUACCGCUCCUGUUAGAGGGCAAGGAUGUCGUAGUGCGUGCGCGCACUGGUUCUGGCAAGACAGGCACAUAUGCGUUGCCGCUUCUACAGAAAAUUCUUAACUCUAAGCUUAAUGCCAGCGAGCAAUGCGUGAGUGCAUUGGUGCUGGCGCCCACCAAGGAGUUGUGCCGACAGUCGCGUAUCAUCAUCGAACAGCUAGCUGAAUCUUGUGGCAAUGUUAUACGAGUUGCAGACAUAGCUGGCAGCUCCACAGAUGCCGUUACUCAGCGUCAUGCACUCGCGGAGCGACCAGACAUUGUGGUAUCGACGCCAGCCAAAAUACUUGCGCAUGCAGAAGCCGGCGGCGUUGUUGAUCUUAAAAAGAUAGAAACGCUAGUGGUAGACGAGGCAGAUCUAAUAUUUGCCUUCGGCUACGAGAAGGACUUCAAACGCCUGAUCAAAUACCUUCCGCCCAUUUACCAGGCAGUACUUGUCUCGGCCACUAUCACCGAUGAUGUUGCGCGCAUGAAAGGGCUCUGUUUGCACAAUGCCGUCACACUGAAGUUGGAGGAGCCAGAACUGGUGUCGCAAGAGCAAUUGACGCAUCAGCGCAUCUUGGCCGAAGAGAACGACAAGCCAGCCAUAUUAUUCGCGUUGCUGAAGCUGCGUCUCAUUCGCGGCAAGAGCAUUAUAUUUGUGAACAAUGUGGAUCGCUGCUACAAGGUGAGGAUUUUUCUGGAGCAGGUCGGCAUACGCGCCUGCGUGCUCAACUCUGAACUGCCGGCCAAUAUACGCAUUCAUACCAUCAGUCAGUUCAACAAGGGCACCUACGACAUCAUUAUUGCCUCUGACGAACAAAUGCUUGAGCAACCCGGUCUGAAGAACAAGAAGCACAAGCCCCGCAACGACUUCGAAUCGAGCGCCUCGCGUGGCAUUGACUUCCAGUGCGUCAAUAAUGUCAUCAACUUUGAUUUUCCACCCGAUGUCACUUCCUAUAUACAUCGAGCUGGUCGCACGGCGCGUGGCAACAACAAGGGAUCCGUACUGUCGCUGGUCAGCAUUAAAGAGGCGGCUGUCAACGAUGCCGUAGAGGAUAAGUUGCGCGAGACUUUCGCUUUGCAGAACGUGCAGGUGAUCAAGAACUAUAAAUUUAAAAUGGAGGAAGUUGAGGGAUUUCGCUAUCGUGCUCAAGACUGUUGGCGUGCGGCCUCACGCGUUGCCGUUCACGAUACACGUAUGCGAGAGAUCAAGACCGAGAUCCUCAACUGUGAAAAACUGAAGAGUUUCUUCGAGGAGAACAAGCGGGAUCUGCAGGCGUUACGACACGAUAAGCCCCUGCGCACCGUCAAGGUGCAAUCUCAUCUCACGCAGGUGCCCGAAUACAUCGUGCCCAAGGUACUGAAACACUGCGUCAACACAACCGUCACACACGAUGCGGCGACGGUCAGCAAGCGGCCACGCAUGUCCAGCGCCAAGGCUGCCUUCGAGCGGCAAACCAACGAUCCCUUGUUGGUCAGUCAGGUGGACUAUGGAAAAAAAGGAAAGCACAGGCGCAAGCAAGCCAAAUAGACUUCUAGAGUGUACGAUUAGUCUGUAGCGCCUAGAUGUAUGUACCUAUGAGCAGUGAUCCAAAGUCGCUUUGGUUCACGGCUUAAAAUGCCUUUUAAACCUGUUUGUGUAUAGAAAGUGUCACUAUUAAAACCUUCUGCUUCAUGUUAUGAAAUUAA
This is a messenger RNA of Scaptodrosophila lebanonensis, 1898 nucleotides long. RefSeq names its product probable ATP-dependent RNA helicase DDX56 (gene Hlc). The transcript is spliced from 4 exons. The record is from RefSeq and is a predicted model, not a curated record. Gene Ontology annotation, cellular component: nucleolus. NCBI's taxonomy places the organism in Eukaryota, Metazoa, Arthropoda, Insecta, Diptera, Drosophilidae. Gene Ontology annotation, molecular function: nucleic acid binding; RNA helicase activity; ATP binding. The coding region runs from base 79 to 1740 and encodes 553 amino acids.